Aureobasidium subglaciale EXF-2481 is the source of this 1419-nucleotide messenger RNA. RefSeq lists its product as uncharacterized. Gene Ontology annotation, molecular function: oxidoreductase activity. Gene Ontology annotation, cellular component: cytoplasm. Lineage: Eukaryota; Fungi; Ascomycota; Dothideomycetes; Dothideales; Saccotheciaceae. The coding region runs from base 1 to 1419 and encodes 472 amino acids. The record is from RefSeq and is a predicted model, not a curated record. The transcript is spliced from 2 exons.
AUGCCUUCUGCACAACCUGCCACACCUCCUGUGACGCCUCCAGGUCUGGAACCGUCCGUCCCUCUGCCUUCACCCUGUCUAUCAUACUGGCACAAAACCACCCGUGGGUUCCCUCACCUCAACGCAAACCGCAAUUCCCAAACACCAGAAACCGCAGAAUACAUCAUCAUCGGAUCCGGCAUCUCAGGCGCACUGACAGCCUUCUCCCUAAUCGAUUCUGGCAUCGACGCCGGUAAAGUCUUGAUCCUAGAAGCCAGAGAAGCAGUAUCUGGAGCUAGUGGCAGAAAUGCAGGACAUGUUCGUCCUGAUGCUUUUAGAGGCUAUGCCGCUUAUGCAGCUGUUCAUGGACCCGAGCAAGCGAAGAAAAUCAUUGUCGAGGAGAGGAAAGUGCUGCAUGCUGUAGACGAGUUCGUGCGUCGUCACAAUGUCCCUUGCGAUUUUGAUCUCACGACAACCUUUGACGUUUGUUUAACGCCGGAGUUUGCUGCGUAUGAAGCUCAGAGUUUUGACGCGUAUAAAGCAGCUGGGGGUGACGUGUCGCAUGUAUGCUUUUACGAUGGCGAAGAAGCUCAGCGUAAGACUAGAGUGCCCGGUGCUGUUGCUGCGUAUGAGUGGCCUGCUGGAUCGAGUCAUCCUGCCAAGUUGGCGCAAUGGUUGUUGAGCAGUGUCAUUGAAAAGGGCGCGCAGCUAUGGACGCAUUGUCCCGCUAUCUCAGUGACGGAAUCGAAGCGACCAGGAUAUCAAUGGGAUGUGCGCACACCGCGAGGAACCAUCUCGGCGCAGACGAUCGUGCACAGUACCAAUGCAUAUGCAGCUGCUUUGCUCCCUCAUCUCAAUGGUUACAUCACACCGAACAGAGCACAAGCGCAUUCUCUAGUGCCUAACUCUGCGUUCAGCGCUGAGAAUGCUUUCACCAGCACCAUGUCGCUCAGAUACAGUCUCCACCACUUCUACUCAGUCAUACAGAGAAAAGGCGAUGGAACCAUUGUUCUCGGUGUCUCCAGAUCGAAUCCGGAGCUCAGUGCAGAAACAUUGGCAGUUCGAGAAAGCUUUGACGAUGGUAGUUUCAACCAGGAAAUUGUUGACGAUGCUUUGAAGCGUUUCGGAAUAAUGUUUCCAGAGGAUGGCGCGGAGAGUGAGCGUCAUGGCGAAGGUCUGGAUCAUGCAUGGACUGGUAUCAUCGCCAUGACACCUGAUUCAGUGCCGUAUGUUGGCGCAAUUGAGGAGCUGCCAGGACAGUAUAUCUGUGCUGGAUUCAAUGGACACGGGAUGGCGAGAAUAUUCACCUGCGCGCCAGGAGUUGCCAAGCUGAUACAAGGUGGUUCGUGGGAGAACACCGGAUUGCCAGAGUGCUUCCAGUAUGGCAAGGAAAGACUUGUGAAAGCAGUUCGCAAGGGCCAAAAAGGUAGCGUGUGGUAA